GUCACGUGACGGAAGUCGGGGCGGCUGGGUGAGGCGAGCGGCUGGAGAGGUUGGGGCUGGUCCCCGUCUUUCCAAAAUGGCUUCGCUGCUGCAGUCCGAGCGCGUUUCGUACCUAGUGCGGGGCGAGAAAGAGAUCCGCAUGCCGCUCUCGCAGCUCUAUUUCUGCCGCUACUGCAGUGAGCUGCGGUCCCUCGAGUGCGUCUCUCAUGAGGUGGAUUCUCACUAUUGUCCCAGUUGCCUGGAAAAUAUGCCAUCAGCUGAAGCCAAGCUAAAGAAGAAUAGGUGUGCCAACUGUUUUGACUGUCCUUGCUGUAUGCACACUCUCUCUACCCGAGCAACAAGCAUCCCUGCUCCGCUGCCUGAUGACCCAGCCAAGACCACAAUGAAGAAGGCUUAUUACCUAGCCUGUGGCUUUUGCCGCUGGACUUCCAGAGAUGUUGGCAUGGCAGAUAAAUCAGUUGCCAGUGGAGGUUGGCAGGAGCCAGAAAAUCCUCAUACUCAGAAGAUUAACAAACUGGUCGAGUAUUAUCAACAGCUGGCUCAGAAGGAGAAGAUGGAGAGGGAUCGUAAAAAGUUGGUUCGACGCAGACCCUACAUGCCCCUUGCUUUUUCGCAACACACUAUACAUGUAGUGGACAAGUAUGGCCUUGGAACCAGGCUCCAGCGUCAGAGGCCUGGGGCUCCUAUCAGUGCCCUCACAGGACUUUCGCUGAAAGAUGGAGAGGACCAGAAGGAGAUAAAAAUUGAACCUGCUCAGGCUGUGGAGGAAGUGGAGCCUUUGCCUGAAGACUAUUACACCCGACCAAUCAAUCUGACAGAAGUGACAACCCUACGACAGCGCCUCCUCCAGCCAGACUUCCAGCCCAUCUGUGCUUCUCAACUUUACCCACGUCAUAAGCAUCUGCUGAUCAAACGCUCCCUUCGGUGCCGGAAAUGUGAACACAAUUUGAGUAAACCAGAAUUCAACCCUACAUCCAUCAAAUUCAAAAUUCAGCUGGUAGCCGUCAACUAUAUCCCAGAAGUGAGAAUCAUGUCUAUUCCUAAUCUGCGCUAUAUGAAGGAGAGUCAAGUUCUCCUAACACUCACCAAUCCAGUGGAAAAUCUCACCCAUGUGACACUGAAAGAGUGUGAGGAAGGUGAUCCUGAUGACACCAGUAGUACUGCUAAGGUGGUGGUUCCUUCCAAAGAGCUACUUCUGGCCGGCAAAGAUGCAGCAGCAGAAUAUGAUGAGCUGGCAGAGCCUCAAGAUUUUCAAGAUGAUCCUGACAUCAUAGCCUUCCGGAAGGCUAACAAAGUUGGGAUAUUCAUCAAGGUCACUCCACAGAAAGAAGAGGGAGAAGUUACUGUGAGCUUUAAGAUGAAACAUGAAUUCAAAAACCUUGCUGCUCCUAUCCGGCCCACGGAGGAAAGUGAUCAGAGUUGUGAGGUCAUCUGGCUCAAUCACCACGUGGAGCUCAGCCUGGGCCCUGUGCUUCCAUGAAACGCAUCUGUAACUGGAACCUAAACGAUGGCCACACACUACAUUGUGUCACUGUUCUAUAGAAGAAUGCAUCUUGACAAAAUGCUGAAGGCACUGCUUCACAGAGGCUCCCAUCAGAUAAGAACUCGCACACCACAAAUUUCAGCCAAAAGAUGCAGAGGUCGGAUUAGAAGAGAAGAGCCGCACUCUUGGAUGACUCUCCUCUCUGCAACACCUAUGUGAAUGGAUGGUUCCCCCCCCCCAUGCCCCACGCUUGGUCAGCUUUAUAGCAGAAAGCUUGGUGUGCACAUUUUGUGGUCAUCUUGUAUUGCUCCUUGAUAAAACAGCAUGGAAUUUCCCAGCAAACGACCUUACUUGGCGCUCUCUGCAUCGGUUUUGCAAAGCUAGUAUUACAUAAUGCCAACAUCUCUCUCCCUUGUGGUAGGUUCUGUUCACAGUAAAAAUUAUUCCAAGGCUGCAGUAGCACCAUCUAUAGUAAAAGAGCAAGCAGCAGCAGUAGUAUAAUGUUCUCUUGCUUCCACCUUCAAUUGGAUGUGCCAUCUGUUUCAAAUAGCACUUGUUGGCCUUUUACUCAUGUACCAGAAGUUGAUAUUUCAUAAGAUGUUAUCUUGUCCUGCAUACUUUGUUAAGGAAAGGCUCUUAAGAAAAAAGGGCUCCUCCCAAUAUUCUGCAGGUUUUUGUGGGGAGGAGGGCGGGUCUUCUGCCAUUCUUACAUUGGAUGAUGCAGGUGUAAAAAUGGAACAGAAUCUAGGGUAGUCAAUAAAUGAAAAUGCUGCUGUAGUGCACUUAUUUGUAGCAGGCGUGCCAUUGUGGGAAGCAUCUGUGUGUUUUUUGUUAAAUUAUUUAUUUAGGAACAGGUUUAAGACCAAAGAUAGCUGAGAAUUUUGAUAUGUGAGAUCACUUUUGGUAUGCUUUGAAGUUUAAAAUCUCUUGAGAAAAUAGCUACAAGCGCCCACUGUGCAUCCUUGCACUCAAUAUACUUAAUCCUUGAUUUCCAUACCAUUAUAAGAAAAAGUGAAUGGCUUUCGCAAGGCUUUGUUAGCAGCAAAUUGAAGAAAUAAAUGGUUGUAAACUAUAAUUCCCAGGGCUUGGCUCUAAUCUUCCACCCACACUCAUAAAUUCAGCAUUGCAGUGUUGCAUACACACACAGACACAAAAUGCAGAGAUAUGUUCCAACACAAACUUCUUGGCUAAUAUUUUUUGUUAGAUUACUGAAAAGAAAAAUGCAUACGGUGGAACUUGGCUGCUUUUUCUGCUUAUAGUUCUCAGACUACGUAACAGAUGUAGGUGUGCUUUGAAUGGGGCUCUGCUGUUGUAGCCUGGGAGUAAUGGGGGCAUGUGCAGAUCACGUGAUUGAAUACUGUUGUCAACAGGUUUACGUUACAAUAUGAGAGCUUAUUUUGCAGCCUCAGACAGAAAGAGGAAUGCAUAUUUCCAUCUUGGAUUAAGGUACCAUAACUGGGAAAUGGACUCAAGGCUGUGGGAAAGCUGCUUUUCUUGUAGAUUGCAAGUUGUUCAGAGGUAUGUCUUCAUUUGUUUGGCAGCAUUUGGAUGAAGGUGGCACCUUAUCCAGUUUGUGCAAUGGAUGUAAAGAAAAGAGAAGCUUGAUGUUCACAAGACCUAUGUAGACUAUACACAAUAUAAAGCAUGAGUUUAAGAAGUCUAA
This is a messenger RNA of Lacerta agilis (Sand lizard), 3146 nucleotides long. RefSeq names its product dynactin subunit 4 (gene DCTN4). The transcript has 14 exons. The coding region runs from base 77 to 1480 and encodes 467 amino acids. Lineage: Eukaryota; Metazoa; Chordata; Lepidosauria; Squamata; Lacertidae. Gene Ontology annotation, cellular component: dynactin complex. The record is from RefSeq and is a predicted model, not a curated record.